Perognathus longimembris pacificus (Pacific pocket mouse) is the source of this 1224-nucleotide messenger RNA. RefSeq names its product arylacetamide deacetylase-like 3. NCBI's taxonomy places the organism in Eukaryota, Metazoa, Chordata, Mammalia, Rodentia, Heteromyidae. Gene Ontology annotation, molecular function: hydrolase activity. The transcript is spliced from 4 exons. The record is from RefSeq and is a predicted model, not a curated record. The coding region runs from base 1 to 1224 and encodes 407 amino acids.
AUGCUGUUUUUGGCCCUGGUGUUCUUUGCAACUUUUUGUGUGUGUUGGCUGGGAGUGGCACUAUGGGUCAUCUAUAAACAGCUUUGCACGGAAUACAUCCCAAAGGGCAUUGGCCACCCUGUGAAGCUGAGGACCUUGAGUUAUAUGCUUCAGCUGUCAUUGACGUGGGGAAGAAUUCUUGAGAAACUAAGAAUCUGUUCUGCACCCCAAUUUGUCUGUUUUUUACAAGAUCUACUGCCCUUAAAGAAGGAUGCAAGUGUUACGGUCACAGAUCUCCACUUUGGAACAAUCCCCGUGAAGCUGUACCAACCCAAGGCAGCUUGUGGCACGCUCAGGACCGGCAUUGUCCUCUACCAUGGUGGUGGGUCCAUCCUGGGGAGCAUGAAAUCUUACAAUGGCAUAUGCUUACACUUGUGCAAGGAGAGUGACUCUGUAAUCCUGUCUGUUGGGUACCGGAAGUCGCCCAAGCACAGGUUUCCGGUCAUGCUGAACGACUGCGUGGUGGCCACGGUGCACUUCCUGAAGUCGCUGGGCGCGUACGGGGUGGACCCGGCCCGCGUGGUGGUGUUCGGGGACAGCAUGGGGGGCGCCGUGGCGGCCACCCUCUGCAAGCUCCUCCAGGCCCAGCCGGGCCUGCCGCGCCUGCGCGCGCAGGUGCUGGUCUACGCCGCCCUGCAGGCCGUGGACUUCCAGAGCCCGUCCUUCCGCCAGAACCACAACGUCCCGCUGCUCACCUGGGACCUGGCCUUCUACUGCUGGACCUCCCACCUGGCCAUCAGCCCGCACUGGCGCCGCGCCGUCCGCCAGGGGGCGCACCUGACGCCCGAGUUCUGGCAGCAGUAUGGCAAGUGGCUGGGCCCCGAGAACAUCCCCGAGCGCUUCAAGCCGCCCGGCUGCCGGCCCCCGCAGCCGGUGCCCGUGGACGAAGACGCCUACCUGGAGACCACCAUGGCGCGGAGGGAGGCGUGCUCGCCCCUGCUGACCCCCGACCGCCUCAUGGCUCGCUUCCCCGAGGCCUGCAUCGUCAGCUGCGAGUACGACGUCCUCCGGGACCACUCCCUCCUGUACAAGAAGAGGCUGGAAGACCUGGGGGUGCCCGUCACCUGGCACCACAUGGAAGAUGGCUUCCACGGGGUGCUCAGCACCCUGGACCUCGGCUGCUUGCGGUUCCCCUGCUCCCUGAGAAUUUGUGACCUGAUCGUCCACUUUAUCAAGGGGUUGUGA